GAGAAAAAACUAUUUCCCUUUAGCUUGCAUAUAUCCUGCAAUAUAUAAGUCCAAAAAUUGGUCUUUCCCAUGCAUGUUCUGUACGUAUGCCCCAUGCAGCAAUGGCCCGAAGUCACUGUUUCAUAGUAGCCAUGGCGCAACGAGUCAAUUAAAUCAUGUCUCACAAUUUGAAACUUUGCGCCUCCACGACUAUUUUUUUUUUCCAACGGAUAGCACAACUUAUGCUUUAAUGUACCACUCGUGUGACAUAGGUUGAAAGAAAGAAGUGCUAAGCAUCAAGCAGAAUAAUUUCUAUCUUUUCAGUUUUCCCCUCGUAUCAAAUACAAUGGCGCAGACAAUUUGUAUAGCAGGUGCAGGCGAUCUCGGUCAGUACCUGCUCGAAGAGCUUUCCUCUGAUGAGCGUUACAAUGUUGCGGUUCUCACUCGACAGAAAGACAAGGCCAUACCGAAUCUGAAAGCAACUUUUCAUCCCACGGAUUAUAGCGAGGAAUCGGUCCUCUCCAUUCUCGAUGCUACUGGUGCUACAGCCUUGAUUUCCACAAUUCGAUGCCCAGAUGAGAAGUACAUUUCCCUUCAUCAAGGCUUUCUCAAUGCAUGUCUCCGGUCAACGACGUGCAAACGUUUCAUUCCGUCCGAAUGGGCUGGCAAUGUCGAGCUUUACCCAGGUAUCCCCCGUGCUUAUGGAAAUACACGUGCGCCUUUCCGUAAAAUCCUCGAACAAACCCCAGAAAUUCAAUGGACCUCGUUUAACCAUGGCUGGUUCAUGGACUACUUUGUCAAGCAAAAUCAAACGUACAUGACGCAUCACGCUGGGGAGUUUCCAAUUAACCACAAUUCCUGGGAGUACUGUGUGCGUGGCACAGGCGAUGAGCCACAAAGCUGGACCUGCGGGCGCGAUGUUGGGAGAGCAGUUGCCGAAUUACUUGCAGCUCCGGAAUGGGAGCAAGUGACUUACAUAGCCGGGGAAUGGGGUACAUACAACGAAGCUGUAAAGUUAAUGGAAUCAUUCCAUGGCCGCCAAUACUCCCGCACAUAUCGCCCCGAGAGCGAAAUUAGAGAAUCUCUGGAGAAGUACAAGAAUGACAGCGAAAGCUGGGAAUUAGCUAUAGCCGAGGGAGAAGAAUGGCAGAUUAGUGGAGCGACUUGCUGCCCGGAGGAGAAAACCCUCAGGCAACGUCACAAAUACUUCAGUAGUUUACAUUUCCUUUCUAUCCAAGAGCUAUUGAAAAAGGCGGAGGCUACCGGGCAUGUCUAAGAGAUACAUUAGAAAGCAAUUGAACGGUCGGUGUUUUUAUUCGCAUACUUUGAACUAUGGCAAAUAAUCUGUCAAAUCUGUUCUACGGAAUCAGACUUGUCCACAGAAAGAAUAAUGUUCCGUCAAUAUUGAUGCUAGUGUUCAAUCAUUAAUUUAUCUUGUAUAUACUACAAGGCAAGGCGAUGUUAGGGUGUAAAUUACCCUUACUCAACGUGAUUAAUUACUUGGUUAUCAACUUGUCCACAGCAAUUUAAGGGUAGCUC
Talaromyces proteolyticus is the source of this 1518-nucleotide messenger RNA. RefSeq lists its product as uncharacterized. The transcript has 5 exons. NCBI's taxonomy places the organism in Eukaryota, Fungi, Ascomycota, Eurotiomycetes, Eurotiales, Trichocomaceae. The coding region runs from base 326 to 1255 and encodes 309 amino acids. The record is from RefSeq and is a predicted model, not a curated record.